Messenger RNA from Drosophila bipectinata, 226 nucleotides. RefSeq lists its product as uncharacterized. The record is from RefSeq and is a predicted model, not a curated record. Lineage: Eukaryota; Metazoa; Arthropoda; Insecta; Diptera; Drosophilidae.
AAAGAACAAAAUGAUUCUCAACCCAAUCGAGGCCGUGUGUGUCUAUGUGGUACAGCCCAUUAUUGAUCUACUGGCAUAUCUUCAGAAUGAUGUGCAUUAUGUGGCGUAUCUCGGUGGCCUUGCAGUCCUUGGAAUGUGCCUGGGACUCCUCUUCAGUAUAAUUACUGUUCUUUGGUACAGGUCCUUACACCCCGAAGAAUUUGCCAAAGUUGAAAAGGGCGAAUAA